This is a messenger RNA of Limulus polyphemus (Atlantic horseshoe crab), 739 nucleotides long. RefSeq lists its product as uncharacterized. The record is from RefSeq and is a predicted model, not a curated record. The transcript has 6 exons. Lineage: Eukaryota; Metazoa; Arthropoda; Merostomata; Xiphosura; Limulidae. Bases 1 to 573 code for a protein of 190 amino acids.
AUGUCACCAAAGACGUUGGAAAUGCCGAGACAGAUUAGCGAAGAGUUCUUAGGGUUAGACACACCAACACAAAUUUACCCGAGACAGACAAAGAAAUACGUUGAACAAGAUCACCCUUUCCCUUAUCCGGUGAAUCAGAUGUUACAGUCUUUAGAGCACCCUCUCUCUUAUCUGGUAAUUCAGAUGUUACAGUCUUCAGAAAACUUAUUGUCUUAUCUGUGUGAUUAUCAUUACGACUAUUUCUUGUUUAUCGUGCAGGUUGUUCUUGUCACAUUAGUUUUUAUUUUAAAACAAGAGACAUUAUUUCUCAAACGCAUUGAAGGUGUGGAAGACCAAAAUGGGUUGUCUGCGAUACAAGAAGACUUCCACACGUACCAAACAUGGUGUCAGACGUAUUUUAUGAAAUGUCCUUACUGGGAUCGACCUCAUCUGAUGCUCGACGUGCACUUCAACACCCAUUCCACUAUCUUCUACCCAGCCAACGAAAGAAUGUGUCAGCACAGGAAAAUUGGAGAGAGAGACAAAGUCACGCUUGAACAGAGAAACUCCAACGGUGUGGACCAAACAUUCUAAAGCUAAAAUCUGCAUAGAAACAACCUACAUGGACGUUUCAAAAUGUUCUAUGUUACUAAAGAUGGUGAAAAAGUACGUGAUAUACUUGAAUAUCACACAUUCACACUUUUUUGUUAUUAAUACUUUCUUCGGUGAAAUAAAAUAUUUCCGAACUUUUAUAGCUUAA